Messenger RNA from Umbelopsis ramanniana AG, 761 nucleotides. RefSeq lists its product as uncharacterized. The record is from RefSeq and is a predicted model, not a curated record. Lineage: Eukaryota; Fungi; Mucoromycota; Umbelopsidomycetes; Umbelopsidales; Umbelopsidaceae. Bases 200 to 421 code for a protein of 73 amino acids. The transcript has a single exon.
AUUCCCCAAAUGCUUCGCAACAUUGUGAGAUAAAAAGCUCCAUUGCCUCUUCCCCCUUUUUUUCAUAAUUGGUACGUAAUUAUCACUGGCAAUUUUUCUUUUCUUUUCUUUUUUAUUUUCUCUUGUACAUACCGUCUUUUUCAUUUGUAAACGCAGUCAUUAUGUCAAAAAUUUCCUCAAUUCAAUUCAACCCAAUGCAAUGCAAUCCAGUUCCCUUUUGUUCCCAACGUGGCCAGCCAACCAGGCUAUGUGCACCCCAUCCGUUUUCUCCAACGAAUCAAUAAAAUACAUGGUAUCACUCCGGCGUCCACCAUUAUCCAAUGUGGUUUAUCCGGCGUCCAAUUGGGCUGUCAGUCAUAGGUGCGAUAUUUGUAACCAGAUGGCUGGAUAUAGUAACACCUCAAAGACAUUGAAUGGGUAAAAAGUCGAUCUAGGCAUUCAUACCACACUAACAUGUUUGGCUAAAAACUUGAAAUGUGGCCACUCUACUUGUUUACAAAUGGCCUGAAUGUUUAGAAAUUGAGCAAACAGGUUGUAUCGCCGACGCAAGGGCACUACCGGAUGUUACCUUAAGAGGGACUAAACUUAAGUCCUAUAAUUAUGUGCAAGGCGAGAUGCCAAACUAUAUCGCAGCAGUCAAUGUUAAAGGCACAAUUUGGACUUUAUAUCUCAGCUUCUAUAUCGGUCAACUUUUCCAUCAUAGCCAUACAAGUGGAAGAUCGUCGUGACGGAAUAUACAUUCUUGGGUAACCUCGUCUGCA